Molecule: messenger RNA, 534 nt
Organism: Syzygium oleosum
Lineage: Eukaryota; Viridiplantae; Streptophyta; Magnoliopsida; Myrtales; Myrtaceae
Product: GATA type zinc finger protein asd-4-like
Exons: 2
Coding region: 1-534 (177 amino acids)
Source: RefSeq, a predicted model, not a curated record
AUGUGGGUAAAACCAGAGUUGCAACCCAAUACAUACCGGGCAUACUGUUAUCGGGAUUUAUACAGAGCCUAUGGACCGCUCCGGCAUUUUGAUGUCCCGUUUAAUGGGGGAGGCGAGUGGGACCCCUCAGCUGUCCUUGCCCCCGAUGGUGAGGUUUUGGAUGCCGGAGACGCCCCAGUAAACCCUAGUCCUGAACCGGAGCCCGAACCCAAACCUGUGGCCCCUGCAGACCUCGAGCUUGAAGAGGAGUUUGAGGAGUCCGAACCCGAGCCCGAGGAGGAACCCAUGGAGCCCGAGAUCGAGGAAGAAUUCGAAGAACCAAAGCCCGAGUCCGAGCCUGAGGAGGAGCCUAUGGUGCCGAGCGCGAAUGCGAUCGCCUCUUCGCGAACUGGGCCGAUCGAGAAGUCGUUCCUUCACGGCCAGGUCUUGCAAUUGCUGAACCAUGCGAAGCGAGACCUCUCGCCUCUUCGUGGGGAAGGCGAGACCUCUCGAGCUCAGAGCUCUAGCUUCAGGCCCGCACGGCUGUUCCGCUAA